Sitodiplosis mosellana (orange wheat blossom midge) is the source of this 2781-nucleotide messenger RNA. It is a transcript of the gene nompB, whose product is annotated as intraflagellar transport protein 88 homolog. Bases 270 to 2678 code for a protein of 802 amino acids. Gene Ontology annotation, biological process: intraciliary transport; non-motile cilium assembly. The transcript has 3 exons. The record is from RefSeq and is a predicted model, not a curated record. Gene Ontology annotation, molecular function: kinesin binding. Lineage: Eukaryota; Metazoa; Arthropoda; Insecta; Diptera; Cecidomyiidae. Gene Ontology annotation, cellular component: ciliary basal body; ciliary base; centriole.
UCCUGCUGAAAAUUGAACAAAAAGGAGUGCGUGAGACUGGUUAACGAAUGAAAUUGUAUACAUACUUUAUAAUAUAUAUGUAUAAAAAGCCGUUGUGUUGCUUGGUAACGACAACGGACAUCGUACAACGCAAACAAUAAUAUAUAAAAAAAUGGUGUUUUUUGCUUCUAAAUAGUUCGUCCUCGCCUGUAUUUGGUACACAGUUAAUAUAAAUUUUAUUUAUUUGAAAGUUUUCACAACCAAUUAGUUUCUUCAACUUUGGUUUGAUUAUGGACGACGAUUUAUAUAAUGGGUUUCAGAGUAGUUUUAUGCAAAACUAUGAAAAUAGCAGAACCGACAUUGAUUAUGAAAAUACGCAAAAGCUAUCAAGCUAUGGGAAAAAAAAGAAUACGCCGAAAUUAUUAAGUCGUGAAGCUGCAGCAACAGCCCUAUCAUCCAGUACAUUAGCAAGACCGAUAACUGGAAUGCGACCAGUUGGAUAUACAUCAGAAGCUGGUCGUCAAUAUGACCCGUUUUUAAAUCAACGUCAAGCUAUAAAAAAAACCAUUUCAUUGGAUGUAAGGAGGCCAGAAGAACAGCCUGAAGAAAAAUAUAAAGGUCUGGAGAAAAAAAUUCUCUUCAUUCUCGAGGAGUCAAUUCUGGAAAGUACUUCAACAAAGGAUCUCAAUUUGUCAUCGGCCUUAAAUAAGGCGAAAGAAGCCUUUUCAUACGACCGCACAUUACUGAAAUUACGUGAUCAAAAUGGCGACAGCUCUUAUCAUAAUUCCGAUAUUACAUUUGCUGUGCUUUUCAAUUUGGCAAAUAUUUAUGCCAAGAGUAAGAUGUAUGUUGAAGCAUUGAAUACAUAUGCCAUGAUGACGAAAAAUAAGAUGUUUCUCAAUGUGAAUCGUUUAAAAUUGAACAUGGGGAAUAUAUACUUCCAAUUGGGUCACUUCUCAAAGGCAAUCAAAAUGUAUCGUAUGGCCCUAGACCAGGUGCCAAGCAACCAGAAAGAACUACGGUUAAAGAUAAGUCACAAUAUUGGAAUUUUGUUCAUAAAAAUGGGUCAGUAUUCGGAUGCAGCUACGAGUUUUGAGUUCAUCAUGUCCGAGCAGCGUGCGGAUUUGAAAAGUGGAUUGCAUUUGAUAUUGUGUUACUAUGUGUUGGGUGAUAUUGAGAAAAUGAAAAGGGGAUUUCAGCAUUUACUUGAUGUUCCGAUCGAAAUGAACGAUGAUCACAGAAUUUCCAACUUGAUGUCAAAUCCGUCCCAUCAGUAUGUAAUUGACUUCAUAAAAAAUGAUAAACUUGCAAUUCAUGAGAAUCGCCAGAAACAUUUGGCAAAGAAGAAUAUCCUUAUGUCUGCAAAUUUAAUCUCGAGCAUCAUAGAGGAGAACUUCAACGAUGGAUACACAUGGUGUGUUGAAAUGAUUAAAAGUUCACAUUUUGCCGUUCUUGCUAACGAAUUGGAACUGAACAAAGCAAUUAUGUAUUUGAAGCAGCACGACGUGCAUCAAGCUAUCGAAACUCUGAAAUAUUAUGAGAAAAAAGAGCCUGCUAUCGCAGCCAAUGCCACCAUAAGUUUAACAUUCAUUUAUAUUAAAAUGAAAGAUGUGGCUAAUGCAUUGAAAUACGCCGAAAUCUCUCGAGAUAUCGAUUCAUACAACCCAGCUGGAUUUGUGAACAGCGGUACCUGUGAAUUUAUUCGUGUGAACUACAAUGCUGCCCAGAGGUAUUUUGAAAUGGCAUUGGAAAUAGAUCCGACUGCUUUUGAAGCGUUAUACAAUUUGGGCCUUGUUCAUAAAAAAACCGGUGACUUUGAAAAUGCUUUAAGCUGCUUUCACAAGAUAUCUGCCACCGUUUCGAAUAAUCAUCAUCCGCACGUGAUAUUUCAAAUGGGUAACUUGUAUGAGCUUUUGAAUGAUACAAGCGGUGCAAUAGAAUGUUAUACGAAGCUGCUUGGUCUAGUUAAUACGGAUCCGAGCAUUUUUCAGAAAAUUUCGAACAUGUACGAAAUAGAUGGUGAUCGACAAACUUCUUUUCAAUAUCAAAAUGAGGCGUAUCAGACUUUUCCUUGCAAUUUGCAAACGAUAUCCUGGAUUGGUUCACAUUUUAUUGAUCUCCAAGUGGCUGAAAAUGCAAUCACUUAUUACGAGAAAGCCGUAUUAGCUACUCCAAAUAGUCCACACUUCUUGCUGCGUAUCGCUGGGUGUUUACGACGUAUUGGCAAUUCACAAAAAUCACUCAAUUUGUUUCAAGAUAUUCUCAAACAAUUUCCUGAAAAUGCUGAUUGCUAUAAAGCUCUCUUACACUUGACGCAAACCCUCAAUAUGGACGAUUUGUAUCAGAAAUACUACAAUGAAUAUCAGCGCAUCGAAAAAUUACGUGAAACGCGGCAAAGAAUUGGAAGCAGUCGUCCAACAACGAAUAGCUCACAACGAAACCGACGUGGAAGCGACAAGUUAAUGCAUGCAAUGCUCGGAAAUAGUAGCGUGGAAAAUGCUCAUUCAAGUUCAACACCAAGCAGGAACUCCGAUAAAAAUGAAAACAAUAUGGCCAAUGUGUGUGGUGAUCCUUUGACCAGCUCCUAUGCUGAUCCCUUGGGACCAAUGGCGGAAAGGCCACGCACUGGGAAGUUGAGAAAUUCAGUUAAGGAAGAGUCAGAUGAAGAUUUUGAUGCUGAAGAAUUAUUACCAAUUUAAUCGGAAAUCUUAAUUUUUAACUGAUGAAAUGAUUUCAUUUCUUCACCCUUUUUUGAAUUCGUGUUAUAUGUAGCAAUGCAAUAAAUAGAAUGUCAAACUAAAA